AUGUCCAAAUCUGUUUGCAUUGUCGGUGCUGGGCCUUCCGGCCUUGUCGCUGCCAAGACGCUUCUUCACAACGCUCCCAAGGGACACUUCAAGGUCAGCGUCUUUGACAGCCAGGCUGCCAUCGGUGGUCUGUGGCCGACCUCAAAGACUGAUUCGGGCCGCCUAGUCCAUCCGUUGAUGGUUGCAAACCAGAGCAGACACACGGUGCAGUUCAGCGACCUGGCAUGGGAGGACAGUGCACCUCAAUUUCCUCGCGCGUGGCAGAUUGGCAAGUAUCUCGAGCAGUACCAAGGCCGAUAUCUCGACGGCCAUGCCGACUUUGAACUUCAACUGAAGAGUCGUGUUGCAAAGGCUGAAAAGCGAAACGAUGGAUCGGCGGGCUGGAAGGUACGCAUUCAGUCGGAAGGCGGCGAGGAAUCAAGAGAUUUUGACUAUCUUGUCGUGGCCACAGGAUACUUUGGCAAGCCCAUCAUUCCUGACUGCUUCAAAAACGCCAAUACUUCGGUUCCCAUCAUCCACAGCAGCCAGUACCGGGAUUUGAAGGGACUUUUGGGAGAGGGCAGGCAAAAGGGGGGCAAGAUUCUCAUUGUCGGAGGCCAAAUGUCUGGCGUCGAGAUCGCGGGUACUGUUGCAAGCCAUCUCUCAGCCGCUGUAAACUCCCCAGAAGAGUCAGAAAUUGCUGGCGUUGAUAAAUACUCUAUUUAUCAUGCGAUUCAGCGACCCAUAUGGGUGUUUCCCCUAUUUACUUCUCCAGAGCCGGCAUUUUCAUCAGCUCCUUUCGCGCCCUUGGACCUAGGCUCCUAUAACAUCAACAACCGUCCUCGACCAUUGGAAAAUACGCAGGGCCACAUCAGUGAAGAGCAUGCGAAUAUGGUGCAUACCAUCUUUGAGACCUCACUCGGUGAUCAGGAGCAGUUCUCUUCCCUGCUGAUGCCUAGUGAAGAAGAAAGAGAUCAGCCAGCAUACCUAGCUGUCAGCGAUUGGUACACUGAAUUCGUUAGAUCUGGUAUGAUCACUUUGUCUUUCGGCAAGGUCAUCUCUCUGGAGAAUGAUCUUGUGACUUUGGAUGAUAACGGUGCCCAGAUCGACGAUAUUGCUGCUGUAAUCCUCGCCACUGGCUUUGACCCGUCGCCCUGUGUCGAUUUCCUGCCGCAGGAUAUCCUCGACACGCUUCAACACUCUCCACAACAUUAUAAUCAAGCUCUCGCCCUGGCAUUCCACGGCACCCAUCAUCCAGAUGUUCCAAAUCUCGGAUUUGUGGGAUUUUAUAGGUCCCCGUACUGGGGAGUCAUGCAAAUGCACGCCCGGUUCAUUGCAGAGCUAUGGUCGAAUCAGGCGGACAACCUACCAGAUGCUCUCCAGCGGAAGCUUCAAGCCGAUGACUCAAUCAGGCGAACUUUGCAUUUGCGGGAUGACCCCAGACUCUCACAGUUCCCCAUGGGAGACUAUAUGUAUUUGAUGCAAGAAUUUUCUGAAGCUUUGUCAAUACCCAUACACGAGUCAAUCAUGCCAGAGGUUCCUACACUUUCUCGAAACAAUCUUCCGCUCGAUACACUUACACCUGCAAGAUAUCCUUCUCCAAGCGAUGAUGCUGCAGCCAAAGAUGAAGCCGAGAAAUCCCUGAAACAGACUCGUGAUCUUGCUAUCGAAUGCCUCACCACUCCACGUUUUGUUGCGCGUGGCGUCUUUAGAAGCCUGCUUGGAGAAUGGCGCCUUGAACGGGAUCUUACUAGCCGUCUGCCUUCUCAUCCAAGCGGCACCUUUGUUGGCACAGCGCAAUUUUUGCUCCGCGAGCGAACUCCCGAGGGCCUCCAGUGUGCCGCAGAUCCAAAUAGCAUUGCUAGCUAUGAUGAAGAUGGUGGUGAGGACUUGGAGUACCUUUACGUCGAAGACGGAGAAUUUAAAACAACCUCUGGUUUCGGAUUCAGAGCCACCCGACGCUACAUCUGGCGCUACGACUCCAAGAAAGACGUCAUUAGCGUAUGGUUUGCUAAGCCCGAUGACCAGAAGCGAGCAGACUACCUCUUCCAUGAAAUCGAAUUCGAAUCUCCGCCGUCUGAGGAUAAUAAGAGACGCGAGAAAGAGGGAUGGAAGGCGAAGGCUGGACAUCUUUGCAUCGAUGACUACUAUAAUGUCAAGUACGACUUUGCGUUUAACAAGAUAAAUUUGGCCAAGUGGAGUAUAGAGUAUACUGUCAACGGACCAAAGAAGGAUUAUACAAUUCAUGGUACAUAUGAACGGAUAUGA
Messenger RNA from Trichoderma asperellum CBS 433.97, 2247 nucleotides. RefSeq lists its product as uncharacterized. Gene Ontology annotation, molecular function: flavin adenine dinucleotide binding; NADP binding; N,N-dimethylaniline monooxygenase activity. NCBI's taxonomy places the organism in Eukaryota, Fungi, Ascomycota, Sordariomycetes, Hypocreales, Hypocreaceae. The record is from RefSeq and is a predicted model, not a curated record.